Molecule: messenger RNA, 811 nt
Organism: Cuscuta campestris
Lineage: Eukaryota; Viridiplantae; Streptophyta; Magnoliopsida; Solanales; Convolvulaceae
Source: the annotation of a GenBank genome assembly
GGAAGCUGUUAGGUCUCAGUCAAAGUACAUACAUAGACAAGGUCCUUGCUAGAUUCAGCAUGUCUGAGUCGAAACGAGGAAGUUUGCCUAUGGCCCAAGGCACGAGUCUUUCCAAGACUCAGGGUGCUUCCACUCCGGAGGAAGUAGAACGCAUGAGAAAUGUUCCUUAUGCGUCGGCCAUUGGAUCCAUCAUGUAUGCGAUGGUAUGUACGAGACCUGAUGUCGCCUUUGCUCUGAGUGUCACGAGUAGAUACCAGUCCAACCCUGGCGAAAGCCAUUGGACGGCUGUGAAGAACAUCCUUAAAUACUUCCGUAGGACUAAGGAUGCCUUCCUGGUAUAUGGCGGAAAAGAAGAGCUCAGUAUUGUUGGAUAUACUGAUGCCAGCUUCCAAACUGAUAGAGAUGACUUCAAGUCGCAGGCAGGCAUCAAGAACCCUAUACCGUUGUUUUGCGACAACAAUGGGGCAAUUGCACAAGCGAAAGAACCUCGGUCUCACCAGAAGACCAAACACAUCGUUAGACGUUAUCACAUCAUACGAGAAAUCGUUGCACGUGGGGACGUUGAGAUUUGCAAGAUAGGGGAUACUGCUCAGAAAGGGGAUCCUGCUCUUGAGGAUGGGUUAUAACUUCAAGGCCAGUUUUAGGUUGUUUCCUAAAGCCUUCUUUUGAACACACAUAUGUUUUCCAAGUUUUAUCCCCAUUUCUACUUUUUGAAGAUGAACCACAACGCAUGCUAAACCCCGAUUCCCGGGCAUACUGAUUGUAGAACGCUUGGCAUUCUACAAAACUCGAAAAAACUUGACCUAUUUUA